Molecule: messenger RNA, 594 nt
Organism: Gloeophyllum trabeum ATCC 11539
Lineage: Eukaryota; Fungi; Basidiomycota; Agaricomycetes; Gloeophyllales; Gloeophyllaceae
Exons: 3
Coding region: 1-594 (197 amino acids)
Source: RefSeq, a predicted model, not a curated record
AUGGCCCUUCGUCUUCCAGCUCACCUCGAGUCCAUAGUGCCUCCCCCAGCGGCCCAGAUUUCGCAGUCGAAGCCAUGGCGGGGGACGUUCACCAUUGCGUCUGAUCCGUCCAACCCGACAGUAAUAUAUGUCAGCGCUGCGGAGACCGACGGAGACAAUCGUGCGGACCUUUGGCCCACCAAUUUCUUCGUGCACAACACCGACCGAGUGGCACUCUCUGAAGUCACCUCUUGGGUUCAGCGACACACGCCAUCGCUCUGCAUGUUCAUGCCAGAUCGCCUGGACUAUGCCAACGAUAACAGGGCCAAUGAGGCCACUUUCCGAUCGUUCUCCCGGAUGUUGGCGCAAAAUCAGAUGGUCGCCUAUGCGCCAUGGAACUCCCCGAGGCUGCCUGGUGCUGGUAUCCUGAUAUAUCCAAACCCCUCGUCGAGCGCACUGCUCGUCGGGGCAAUUUUCUUGAACUCGGCUUUCCCAGACUUCCUAGGGAUCCCAACCUCCCCUGCGGCUAUGUACAGGCAGCCAGUGGGCUACCAAAACCAGUAUCAGAAUGGACAGAAUGGCGAAGGGAGUAAUGGAUAUUACCAGUACAUGUAG